AUGGGCAAGCGCAGGCCCGCGCGGCCGUCGCCGCUGCGGCUCGUGGCGGCGCUGCUCCUCUACUGGGACGGCGACGGCGACGGCGACGUCGACGCGUCGGACCUCAUGGACUGGGACGGCGACGGCACCAUCGACGCGCUGGGCUCCCUGUCCCUCCUCGUGAAGCUCCUCGUCGUCGCGUUCGCCGCGCAGCAGCUCCUGCGCCGGCGCUGGGCGUCGGGCCUCCGCCGCCGGGGCCGCCGCGUGCGCGAGCUCCUCGUCUUCGCGUGCUCGCCGCGCGUCGCGGCGCUGCCGAACGCGCUCUUCGAGGCCACGGAGGUGUCCAAGUCCUGCGACGCGGCCAUCUACGCGCGCGGCGACGUCACGGCCGACGUGCUCCGGUCCGCGCUGCGGGACACGGAGACGCGCCGCUUCCUCUUCAUCGGCCACGCGGACGCGCCCACGAGCCGGAGCGAGGACGCGACGCGGACGCUGGGCUUCGUGCUCAGCGACGGCACGCUCGCGGCCGCGCGGCCCCGGGACCUGGCCGUGCUCCUCGGCCGCCACUCGCCGAGGAAGGGCGGCCGCCUCGAGCUCGUCUUCCUCAACGGCUGCCGCUCCGAGGCGCUCGCGCGGGCCGUCCGCGGCGAGGGCGUGCCCUACGUCGUCGCCUGGGCGACGUCGGCCCACGACGAGGCCGCGCGCCUCUUCUCCCGCGCGUUCUUCGAGGCGCUCGUCGCGAGCCGCGCGUCCCGCGGCGCGAAGCGGCGCCGGCCGUCGACGCUCGCGAAGCUGGGCCGGCGGCUCCUGGACCUCGCUAGGCCCGAGGCGAGCGCGGCGCGCGACGCCUACGCGCAGGCGUACCAGGAGGCCGUCGACGCGAUCGCCUUCGAGACGCGGCUCGGCACCUUAGCCAACGGCGUCCGCAGCCACGUGCCGCGCUUCGAGCUCCGGGACCCGCACGGCGCGGCGUCGUCGGCCCACGACUGCGCGCCGCCCCCCGCCGCGUCGGGGUUGCCCCUCUUCCUCUCGGAGUCCCUCGAGCGGCGCGGCGCGGAGUCGCCCGUGCGGCCGCCGAGCCUCGCCUACGCGGCGCCCGCGGGGCUCGUCGGCGAGGCCUACCGCUCGCUGCUGCGCCUCCUGACGCCCGGCGGCGGCAAGAAGGACGACGACCUGCCCUACGCCGACCCGCCCGCGCAGCGCGACGCGCAGCGCGACGCCGUGCUCAAGCGCAAGCGCCAGUGGGCGACCGUGGGCUCCGACGACGACGAGGACGGCGGCGCCGCGCGCGACGCCGCGCCCGAGCGGAAGCGGUCGAAGAAGGAGCGGAAGAAGGACAGCAAGAAGGCGAAGAAGGAGAAGAAGAAGAAGAAGAAGAAGAAGGAGAAGAAGAAGGCCAAGAAGAAGGAGAAGAAGGCGAAGAAGCCGAAGCUCGGCGCCUGCGACCAGAACGAGUUCGGCAAGUACGGCGUCGUCCGCGAGAGCGACUACUUCCGCAAGCGCCGCGAGUUCGAGGCGUGGUGCGUCGAGGUCAAGAAGCUGCCCGCCUUCACGGGCUCGAAGCGCGAGCUCAUGGAGCUCUUCAACGAGUUCGCCGAGGACUACAACACGGCGACGAUGCCCGACGACAAGUACUACGACCUCGAGCGCUGGGAGCUCGCGGAGUACGAGCGGCGCAAGCGCGGCGAGCGCAAGGCCGGCGGCGAGAUGACGGCCUUCGACGACGAGGCCCAGGUCGAGGCCGCGCGGCGCCGCGAGCGCGAGGCCCGCGACCGCGCCAACGAGGAGGCCGACGCGCGGUCCGCGGCGGCGCGCAUGGGCGAGGGCAAGCGCCAGGAGCUCAAGGACCUCGAGAUCCUCCGCCAGAAGCAGCAGCAGGCCUACAAGCGCGGCGACCUCGACACGGUCCGCGCCGUCGACCGCCAGCUCGAGGCCCAGAAGCAGGACGGGUGGCUCCAGACGGGCUUCUAACUUUAGCUCGAGGCCCAGACCCCAGAGGCAACCUG
This is a messenger RNA of Aureococcus anophagefferens, 1985 nucleotides long. RefSeq lists its product as hypothetical. Bases 1 to 1950 code for a protein of 649 amino acids. The transcript has 3 exons. The record is from RefSeq and is a predicted model, not a curated record. NCBI's taxonomy places the organism in Eukaryota, Pelagophyceae, Pelagomonadales, Pelagomonadaceae.